AAAAAACAUUUCUAGUUAUGCCCUUUAAUUUGGAUUAUUAAAUUUGUAGACCCUUGCAGAGAGUAUUAUGAUUUUAGUAAGUUUGCAACAAAGUAACAUUAUGUUAAUACUUCAGAAUUUAGAUGUGAAAAUCAAACGACUAUAUCAGAUAAUGGGAACUAUCGGUAUAUACAAAUAUUUGCAAUUAUACGGCUUCUGUAAAAUGCGUAUAACUAAAAUUGCAUAAUAUGGUUAAUGCAGCAAGGGAAUUCAAACUUUGGUUGCCAAAGUAAUCUUCAUUUCUGGAUUUGAUUUAAUUUAUUGUGAUGCCACCUGGCUUGCCACUCCGGCUGUUUGUGUUUUUGCUAUGACCAUUAGGAUUCCCAGGCGAAAUAUGUUUAUAAUCAACGCCCCCGAGGAGGAGGAGAAGUGCACCGAGGCGCAGCUGGACAUCCUGCUCAAGAUCAACACCGGGGAGUACCGGCUGGUGAAGAAGAACAAGCGGAGCUCCGUGUGGAACGUCUACCGGGAGAUAGCCCGUUCCGAUGGGACCAAGCUGAAAUGGCGCUACUUCUGCAUCGGCUGCAAGCGUGUGAUGCAGUCCACGGGCGGCACCACCUCCAACCUGCGCAUCCACAAGUGCCAUGUGCGGUAUCUCAAGCAGAAUGCCCAUCUCACCGAUGGGAGUCUCUCCUAUAACCACGCCCCCGCGCCCACCGCCGUUCCACAGGCGCCGCGCAGCCAAAAGUCGACCACCAAGCGUCCUUCUUCCUAUGCCACCCAGUGCGAGAGACUGUACGAGGUCACCAUGGAUCCGCUCAACCAGUACAGCGAUGUGGAGGACGAAAUGGAAGUUCACUUGGAGGAGGAGAGUGCCGUGGAGCAGACUCCGGGUUCGGAGCAUGAUCUGGAAUCCUCCAAGGACCGACCUCUGCUGAAGCUAUUUUCCGAGGAGAACCUGUCCGUUGAGCCAGAGCCAGAGCCGGAGGAAGAGGUCGAAACGGCGGAGACGGAAGACCACAACAUGCUGCCCAUUGAGCUGGACCCAUCGGAUGUUCAGCACGCCUCCCCGGGCUCCAGGCAUGUGGCAAGCGAGCCCAAGGCCACGGACAGCGGCUUCCUGUUCGACGCCAGCGCCCUGUCCGAAGCCGAAUCCUAUGCCAAAGCCUGGGCCCACGCCUUCCUGCGCCUGAGCGAGGAACAAAAGUUCUACGCCAAGCGCUCCAUUGAUGAGCUACUUGUUUUGGGUCGGCUGGAGCGAUUGAACAUUUCGACCGUCACAUCCUUGACCACCAACCUGUAGCAUCCAGCCGCGCCAAUACCACUUAAAUUAGCCUAAGAUUAUAGCUUAUAACGCAGAUUAAAUAAUUUGCUCAACU
Molecule: messenger RNA, 1358 nt
Organism: Drosophila subpulchrella
Lineage: Eukaryota; Metazoa; Arthropoda; Insecta; Diptera; Drosophilidae
Exons: 3
Coding region: 347-1282 (311 amino acids)
Biological process (GO): positive regulation of DNA-templated transcription
Cellular component (GO): nuclear body
Molecular function (GO): DNA binding
Source: RefSeq, a predicted model, not a curated record